Metarhizium brunneum ARSEF 3297 is the source of this 1635-nucleotide messenger RNA. RefSeq lists its product as uncharacterized. Gene Ontology annotation, cellular component: membrane. NCBI's taxonomy places the organism in Eukaryota, Fungi, Ascomycota, Sordariomycetes, Hypocreales, Clavicipitaceae. The record is from RefSeq and is a predicted model, not a curated record. Gene Ontology annotation, biological process: transmembrane transport. Gene Ontology annotation, molecular function: transmembrane transporter activity.
AUGUCGACGGAACCAGCCCACGAACUCGGCAACAUGGCUUCAGCCAAGGCCACGACCUCGCCGCCUAUUGUAGAUGAAGUUUCCAGCAGUGGCUACACCGAUGAUCAGCAACUCGCGCGGCUGGGUAAGAAGCCUGUCCUCAAGCGCAACUUUGGCUUCAUGUCCAUCCUGGGCUUCAGCUGCACCAUCCUUAUUACCUGGGAAGCGACGCUCGUCCUCUCCACGCCAGGCUUGGCCAAUGGCGGUCCCGCAGGCGUCAUCUACGGCUACAUCAUCGUCUGGCUCGGCAACAUCUCCGUCUUCACGACGCUCUCAGAACUGGUCUCUAUGGCGCCCACAUCCGGCGGCCAAUACCACUGGGCGGCCAUGCUGGCGCCUCGCUCGUGUGCCAAGUUCCUUAGCUACUUGACGGGGUGGCUCACUGUCGGCGGAUGGCAGGGCUCUGUGGCCUCAAGCGGCUUCCUGACAGGCAACAUGCUCCGGGGCAUGAUCACCAUGACGGCCACAUACUAUGACUACACGCCGGAGCCGUGGCACGGCACCCUGCUCUACUGGGCUGUCAUCCUGUUCGCCGUCUUCAUCAACGCCGUCGUGUCCUCGGCGCUGCCCAAGUUCGAGGGCCUGAUUCUGGUCCUGCACGUCCUGGGCUUCUUUGCUAUUCUCAUCCCGCUCGUCAUCCUGUCGCCCCAUGGAGAUGCCGACGCCAUCUUCACCGGCUUCCUGAACUCGGGUAACUGGCCUACGCAGGGCUUGUCCUUCAUGGUCGGCAUGAUUGGCAACGUCUUUGCCUUUGUCGGCACCGACGCCGCCUUCCACAUGGCCGAGGAAACGCACAACCCGUCUGUUGUGGUGCCCAAGUCCAUCCUCAUCAGUAUGCUCAUCAACGGCACAACCGGCUUUGCCAUGACUGUUGCUGUGCUGUUCUGCCUGGGCGACGACAUUGACUCUCUUCUCAACUCCGUCACCGGCUUCCCGCACAUGCAAAUCUUCCUGAACUCGACCGGCAGCAUCUCCGGUGCCACCGCCAUGGCAGCUAUCAUCACUGCUCUUGGUAUCUGCGCAACUGUAGGCAUGCUGGCUUCCACCUCUCGCGUCUUCUGGUCAUUUGCUCGUGAUCGUGGUCUUCCGUUCUGGCGUACAUUAUCCAAGGUUGACUCCCGCACCACGGUUCCUCUGUAUGCCAUCGCCGUCACAACCAUCAUCUCCUGCUUGCUCGCCCUUAUCCAGCUUGGCUCCGUCACCGCCUUCAACAGCAUAGUUUCCAUCUCCGUCUCCGGCCUCUACUCAUCCUACCUCAUCGUCGCCGUGCUCCUCCUCUACCGCCGCUGCACUUCUGGCUUCAAGAUGCCCGACCCGUCAGAACUGCCUGCUCUCGCCAACACCUCUGGCUCCGAGCUUGUCUGGGGACCCUGGCACAUUCCCGGCGCUCUGGGAAUUGCUAACAAUGCUUUCGCCUGCCUCUAUCUCAUUAUUAUUUGGUUCUUCAGCUUCUGGCCGCCUGCUCUGCCUGUCAGCCCUGAUAACAUGAACUAUGCGCCGCUCAUGACUGGCGCAAUGGUGUUGUUCAGCAUCGUGUACUACUUUGUCUGGGCGAACAAAGAGUACGAAGGCCCUAUUAUUGAGAUUGACAUUUAA